Panicum virgatum (switchgrass) is the source of this 930-nucleotide messenger RNA. RefSeq names its product mavicyanin-like. The transcript has a single exon. Gene Ontology annotation, cellular component: plasma membrane. The coding region runs from base 138 to 659 and encodes 173 amino acids. Lineage: Eukaryota; Viridiplantae; Streptophyta; Magnoliopsida; Poales; Poaceae. The record is from RefSeq and is a predicted model, not a curated record. Gene Ontology annotation, molecular function: electron transfer activity.
GACCAAUCCAUCCAUUCAUUAAGUUUAUAGCAAGCUCUGCAGCACGCUAGCUAGCUUGCUCUUCCACGAAGCUCGGCGAUCUCUCUGCUUACCACCCCUUCCAGCAGCUAAUAGCUACCUACCUGACUACUUGUGCCAUGGCAACAAGAUUUAUCGCCGUUGCGGCCGUGAUGGCAGCUGCCCUCGUCGGCAUGGCGUCGGCGGCGGUCUACAACGUCGGCGAGCCGGCCGGGUCCUGGGACCUGCGGACCAACUACGGCGACUGGGCCGCCUCCAAGCGGUUCCACCCGGGCGACCAGAUCGUCUUCAGGUACUCCCCGCAGGCGCACGACGUGGUGGAGGUGAGCAAGGCGGACUACGACUCCUGCUCCAACGCCAGGCCCGUCGCCACCCACACCUCCGGCAACGACGCCAUCGCCCUGACCUCCACCGGCACGCGCUACUUCAUCUGCGGCAUCACCGGCCACUGCGAUGGGGGCAUGAAGCUCCAGGUCGACGUCGUGCCCGGCGCCACCUCCCUCGCCCCGGCCGGCGCUCCCGGCGCCAACGCCCCGGUCUCUCCCCAGACCCCUUCCACGCCCGCUUCCGCCGCUACCAAGGCCACCGCCACCGGCCUCGCUCUCGCCGGGUUCUUGCUCGCCGCCAGUCUCCUGGUCUAAGUAGUUGCUAUUGUGCUGCAGCCAGCGCACAUAUAUGCACAUACAUACUUACAUUUACUUAUCGUUGAUUAUUGUAUUAUUCUUUCGGAUUUGGAGAGAGGUCACACAUGAUACAUGUAUGUACGUAUAUACAGAGAUGAGAGAUACAUGUUAGUAUAUAUGUACAUCUACAUACAUAUAGUAUAUAUAGUUUUGGUAAUAAUUUUUUCUAUACGCGCAUGUAGUUACCCCAAUCUUUGAUACACCAACGUGGUAUGCGUAUGUCCACAUA